This is a messenger RNA of Gadus morhua (Atlantic cod), 5243 nucleotides long. RefSeq names its product janus kinase and microtubule interacting protein 2 (gene jakmip2). Lineage: Eukaryota; Metazoa; Chordata; Actinopteri; Gadiformes; Gadidae. The coding region runs from base 350 to 2818 and encodes 822 amino acids. The transcript has 24 exons. The record is from RefSeq and is a predicted model, not a curated record. Gene Ontology annotation, molecular function: kinase binding; microtubule binding.
GCGGACAUUUAACUUGCACUAGCACCACCAUUCAAGCUACAGCUGGUCAGGAGGUAACCAAUGAGCUAAUAUCACUGCACGGCGGGGAGGGCGGGGUCUAGCGGCAGCAUCACCUCCUCUCCACCACAGCCUCUUCGCUCGGGUGCUGCUGAUGCUGAGGUGCUACCGGAUGCGAUGGACACGGUGUUACACACAUUAGAACUUCAUACAUGAUGUACAUCGAUUACCAGCCAGGGCGUCUACUAAGAUAAUGAGGAAGAGGAGAAACUGGAAUUCUUUCAAGAGCCUCGGAACGAUUCUGUGAAGUCUCAAUGAAAGCGGCGGUGGUACUUCACUAGUCUUCCAGGACAUGGCUAAGAAAACGCGUGCAAAGGGCGAGAAGCCUGAAGCGCUUAUCUCUGCCCUACAGGCGGCCAAUGAGGACCUCAGAUCCAAGCUUACUGACAUUCAGAUAGAGCUCCACCAGGAAAAAUGCAAGGUGACCAAGCUGGAGCGGGACAAGGUGCAGGAGGUGAAGCGGGUGCGGGAGCAGGAGCAGCACCGCCACACGGCCACGCUGACAGAGCAGCGGGCCAAGUGGCACGAGGAGAAGCAGAAGGAGGUGCAGGCGCUGCGGGAGGCCCUGACGCGGCAGCACGAGCAGGAGCUGGCGCGCCACGCCAAGAUCAAGGACCAGGAGAGCCAGCGGCUGAAGGCUGCACUCAACGCCAUGCGCGACGGCAGCGGCGAGAAGGUGCGCACAGCCCUGACCCUGGAGGCCAAGGAGGACGCGCGGCGCUUCUUCGACCAGGAGCGGGUGAAGCUGCUGCAGGAGAUCGUGGAGCUCAAGUCCACCAAGAAGCAGACGGACGAGGCCCUGAGCAACAUGAUCCAGUCGGACAAGAUGAAGGCGGGCGACCUGCGCGUGGAGCACCAGCAGCACCAGGAGCAGAUCUCCAAGAUCAAGUGGGACUGUGAGAAGGACGUCCGCAGGCUGGUGGAUGAAAUCAAGUCCAAAGACCGCUCCAUCUUCUCCCUGGAGAAGGAGCUGGAGUCGACGUCAGGCUACCUGCAGAAGCUGCAGCUACAGAAGGACGCUCUGGACGAGCAGCUGUUCCUGGCCAAAGAGGCCGAGUGCGGCCUGGGCAGCCCCAAGCGAGAGAUCCCUGGCAGGGCGGGCGACGGGGCGGAGCACUGCGGCAGUCCAGACAUGAGGAGAAACCAGCGUCGAACGGCUGAACUCAACUCAACGAUACGCAAGCUGGAAGACCGCAACUCACUCCUAGUGGAUGAGAGGAAUGAGUUGCUGAAGCGAGUGCGAGAAUCAGAAAAACAGUGCAAGCCGCUGCUGGACAAGAACAAGCUGCUGAACAAAAGGAACGACGACCUGACCCAAACCAUACAGAAACUAGAAGAUAAGGCCAAGAGCCUGGCCAAAGAGAACCUGGACAUGAAGGAGAGGAUGAGCUCCCACGCUCCGCUGAAGAAGCUCAAGUCUCUGAAUGACCUGGACCAGGCUCACGACGAGCAGGAGCUGGCCUUCCUCAAGCUGCAGGUCCUGGAGCAGCAGACCAUGGUGGACGAGCUCACCAGAGAUAGAGAAAAACUUCUGAGGAAGAAGAGGCAUAAAAGAAGUUCCAGGCCAAUAAAGAGGCACAUCGUGGUGGACACAUUCUUCGGCUAUGACGAGGAGUCCAUGGACUCUGAGACCUCCUCCGUGGCCUCUUUUAGGAUGGAACGGACCCCUGCUACCCCUGAUGAAGACAUGCACCAGGGUUUGGCCAAUGAGGAGUCGGAGCUGCGGUUUCGCCAGCUGACCAGGGAGUACCAGGCGUUACAGCGAGCCUAUGCGCUGCUGCAGGAACAGAAAGGAGGCUUACUGGAUGCAGAGAUGGAGGCCAAGGCCCAAGAUCAGCUCCAGGCGGACACUCUGCGCUACAAGGCCAAGAUAGAGGACCUAGAGAACGAGCUGAACCUCAAAGGGCAGGACUCGAAAUGGGUGGAAGAAAAGCAGCUGUUCCUGCGUCGGAACCAGGAGCUUCUGGAUCAGAUGGAGAGGACAGAGAGUGAUUCCAGCCGGCUUCAGCAGGAGCUUCAAGACUCCAAGGAUCAGAACGAACUCUUGGAGUUCAGGAUACUGGAGCUGGAGGAGCGUGAAAGGCACUCCCCUCCCUUCAACCAUCUGCGGCUGCAUCCCUUCUCUGAAGGUGUCAGCGCGCUGCAGAUCUACUGCAUGAAGGAAGGAGUAAAGGACGUGUGCAUACCUGAUCUCAUCAAACUGCUCGAUAUUCUCGGAGACAACGGAAAUCUACGUAAUGAAGAGCAGGUGGCCAUUAUUCAGGCUAGCACUGUGUUGUCUCUCGCGGAGAAGUGGAUCCAGCAGAUCGAAGGGACAGAAGCGGCACUGCACCAGAAGAUGAUAGACUUGGAGAUAGAGAUGGAAAUGUUCUGUAAGCAGAAAGGGUAUCUGGAAGAGGAACUGGACUACAGAAAACAGACAUUGGACCAGGCCUAUUUGCAAAUCCAGGAGUUAGAGGCCACACUCUACAAUGCCCUGCAGCAAGACAAGGUGAUCAAGUACGGGGAGCCGCUGGACGAGCUGCAGAAGGACGAGCUGCGGACGUCGGUGGAGAAGCUGAGGAGGCAGAUGCUCAGGAAGAGUCGCGAGUACGACUGCCAGAUCCUCCAGGAGAGGAUGGAGCUGCUGCACCAGGCGCACCAGAGAAUCCGUGACCUGGAAAACAAGACAGACAUCCAGAGGAGACAAAUAAAAGAUUUAGAGGAAAAGUUCCUCUUUCUUUUCUUGUUCUUCUCCCUUGCCUUCAUUCUUUGGCCUUGAAGGAUGUGUGAUUGUGUGAGGUGGUGUGGUACCCUGGAGGAUUUAUUUAUGACUGCCGUAUUUAUUUUUAAUUUUUUUCCGUGGCAAAGUGUGAAAUGUUUUCUCCUGUGUCGUAUCAGUAGUGAUGGCUGUGGGUUCUUUGGUUGUCAGUGGAGGUGAAGUCUGGAUCCACACUAUGGAAGAAGAUAAAGGAGAAUAAUCUUUUUUUUUUUGGAGGGAGAUUUUUCUCUCGCUUCUCUCACACAUUCUCACUUUUGCUGUGGAGGACAGACUUUACGGAACUGCCAUCUCAGAGAGAAAGGGACUAAAAGCAGUUUCAAAGGGUAUGAUGAGAUAUAGACUAUACACAACUGUCUAGCUGCAUGGUUCCCCAUCCAAACACACAUGCACCCACACAGUAUAUAAAUAGUGUGUGUAUGAAGUAUACAUACAUUUAAACACAAACCAGUAUGGGUUAAGUUCUCUCUGCCAUGCAGGGUUAUAAUACACCAUUUAUACCACAUUGCAAGUAUGGAUGAGUAAAUACUAAUUGAUAGCUUGUACUAACCAGUAGAUCACUCUCUCUUGCUCUCUUUAUUUUUGAAGGGUUUCGCAGUAUUCCUUCUCCUCAAAACAUUAAUUAGCCAGCUAAGGACUUGAGACUCGGGCCUCUUCCCCAUGUACAUUGGUACAUCUGAAAACAUGUGGUAUUUGUCCAUACGACUAGAAAGAACUGUUUUUAAAAAAAUUCACCCUGGAAGGAGUUUUCCAGAAACUUUGUUUUCAGUGACAUGAAAUGAAAUGCCGUUGUGGUGUAGCUGAUAAUGGUUCAGUAUGCACAUGGCUAAUAAGCAUAUUGAAUUCACAAUUUGCCUAAACCAAACAAGCUUUGGAUCACAUUAAGUUUAAGAUUGGCAAAGACAUUCCCCUGGCAGCAUGUUGUCCAGUGCUUAUCCCAGUACUCAGUUCCUUGAAAAGCAGUUCCUGGGAAUAAAGAUUCCUAGUCCUAUGGUUGGAAGCACGGCUCUCUGUCCCUUAAGCUUUAUUUAGCCUGCUGCUUGUUGGCACAGUUCUGCCCAAGAUGCCUGAAGCCGGUUGUGGACAACAAGGGGUUCACUGACGAUAACUUGAUGAUCGAAGAUGAAGUUAUGUUGAAUAAAUGAUUACUAAAUGGUAGUUACGGUAAAAUGUUUCUCCUACAUCACAACAGCCUGAAAGGAUUAGGUCCAACAGCAAUCAAGCUUAGCCAAGUAUAGGCUCCAGCUGAUAAGGGGAGCAGCAAACAAUACAUUCUUCAUUGCUUUCCCUAUAUGUAGUCGAGUGUGAUCUUGAGCCAAUACAACAAAAAUGAAUUAAAUAAAACGAGUAGCCAAUAGUUUCGCUAUGGUUACGUCUUGAGGAUUUGCGAUACCCCCUUACUGACUUGGACUUGUCCUUAGCCCUAGUUCAGGUUUCUUAUUAGUCAUAGAACUGUUUUGAUGAUGAUGAUAAGAUUAUGAUUACUUUUUGGUCUUGAUAUUUUACACCUUACAAUCAAUUAUAUUUGGACUCAAAGACUUUAAAUGCCACUAGGAGAACAAAUUAUCCAGACUGAGUACACAGGUUUCGCAGCGCUGAGGAGGGAAAAUAAAAGGGAGUACAAAAAAAAUUAAAAAGAUUGUUGGAGAGAGUGACAAUUGUGUCGCAACGAUGUUUCACUGAUGAUCUAUUGAACCGCAAACUCCGAAUCUGCGGAAGUUCCUCCGUUAAUAUGAAGCUCUGUGCACCCAAACUCUAAUGAUCCUCUUUGCUCUAGAAGAAAAACAAAACACGCAACAUACAAAAAAUAAUCGGGCAGAUUUUAAUCAACUGAAAUAUCUGGUUAGAGUAUGAGUGUGAGAGUGUAUGUGUGUGUGUGUGUGUGAAUAUGAUUUUCAUUUUUUCUACAACCCCUCCUUCCUCCAGUCAGUUAUUGUGAAUAGUAUUGGAGGGGAGCCCUAUUCAUUGCGAUUGUAAUAUAUACAUCUGUUUAUAUGUACAUGUGUCUUGUAGCCUCUCUGCUUUAUUCCUGUGACUAGUUGCACCUCUCUUGUUGACGCCUCCGGUGGCUUGAGCAGUUGACACACUUAGCAGUGGUCGUGUUUUGAUUGUGUUGAUGGCUGCGAAAAGAGGAAAUGUACAUUUCUUUGACCCUAAUGAGUGCAAAAAAACGGGAGUAUUGCCUUUGAACUCUUUGAGUCCCCUUUUAACUGUCCUUAAUCGCUAUGACACAUCCUUUCCCAAUAUUCUGCUAUUUUACCAUGUAAUACUCAUACGGUCCAGCGGUUGGUUUAGUUGUACCUGUAUUUAAUUUCAAGUGAACCCAAGUAUCCUCCUUUUUUGCCGUUUUCAUUUUUACACUUUCCACAUUGUAUUUAUGCCAUUACAUUACAUGGUUUAAUAAUAUAAUGAUACUAAUACUGAGAAA